Molecule: messenger RNA, 4379 nt
Organism: Homarus americanus (American lobster)
Lineage: Eukaryota; Metazoa; Arthropoda; Malacostraca; Decapoda; Nephropidae
Gene: cos
Product: kinesin-like protein KIF7
Exons: 23
Coding region: 107-3934 (1275 amino acids)
Biological process (GO): mitotic spindle organization; microtubule-based movement
Molecular function (GO): microtubule motor activity; ATP binding; microtubule binding
Source: RefSeq, a predicted model, not a curated record
ACAUGACCCGGGUUUAAUACUUGUUGUCAUCACAGAAGCUUUAAAAUGUGAACCUUGAAGACUUUGUUUAAUAACGGUGUAUUAAACAUGUUUCUGGGAGAGUAAAAUGGAAAUUCCUGUUAGAGUUGUAUCAAGGGUGAGACCUCAUACACCACAAGAACAAAACCAUGGCAACUGUGUUGAGGUCGCUCCAGCAUCUUCUCAGAUCAUAUUGGGGUAUGACCAUUUCUGUGACUUUGAUGCUGUAUUUGGCCCAGACGUUACUCAGAAGGAACUCUAUAAAGCAUGUUUGGCGGAUUUGGUAGUGAAUUUCUUUCAGGGGUACAAUGUAACUGUUCUCGGUUAUGGCCAACGAGGUUCUGGGAAGACCUAUACCAUCACUGGCCCAGAUUUUCUAUGGGCUAUGAAUGAAGAGGAGUUUGGUCUACUGCCACAAGCUGUCCGCCAUGUGUUCAACCUCAUGAGGGAGUGUCCGGGGCGAGAGUAUCGGGUACACGUGAGCUACUUGGUGGUUCAGAGGGAUGCUGUUUAUGAUUUACUCUCCACAUCAAACUCCUACAUGCAGCUGAAUGUCUUAGAAGAUAAUAUGGGCAGUGUAGUGAUUCCUGGCUUGAAUGUGAUUGACUGCAGUAACAUCACAGAAGUCAUCAACUGCCUGGAGGCUGGACUAGUCCAUCGCCACACUGUAGCCAUCCAGAGUCAUGAUCCCUCCAGUUCACAUGCAAUUUUCUCCCUCAUUUUGGAACAUCAGUGGAGUGAUCCAGAUGGAAAAUUGAAGUACCUCUAUUCUCGUAUGAACUUCGUAGACCUUGGUGGCUCUGAGCGAUUGAUGCAGCUUGGAUAUAGUGGUUUUGGCCUCCCAAAUGAAGAAUCAUUUUUCCUAAACUCUGACUUGAAAGCAUUGGGCAAUGUUAUUCAUUGCUUAGCAGAUCAAUCGUAUGUUGGUCCCAUUCCUUACAGGGAGUCAAGACUUACUCAUAUCUUGAAGGAUGCUUUUGGGGGCAACAGUUUAAGUUUGAUGUUGUGUUGUGUAUCUCCAUCUCCUGAAAAUUUUGAUGCCACCUUCAACACACUUAAAUAUGGAGGUUUAGCCCGCUACAUUCUGAACUGUCCUGCAGUCAACAUGGCUAUACAGAACAGUGCUCGAGGGUCUACUACCACAACAACUCCCUGUUCUGCACAAACAACUCUUAGGCAUCAGUCAGGAAGCAGACAGUCUACAUUAACUGGUAUGCAGAGUAGUGUCCAGCAGUCACUAGGAACCAUUCAGCAGUCAACAGGGACAAAUGAUACAUCUGUUAUAGGCUUAGAAGAUGCAGGAUCACUUGAUACUGAGGACUUAUUCAAAUUUCAGUUUGCUGCAUCUCAGUGGCAACUCCUUGUCUCAAGUGCAGAGGACCUACUCUCUGAGAUUCUUCGAAGUACUCAAGUGUCUCCGUCUGAGAAGACCCGCAUAGAGUCAUGGCUGUGCAUGAAAGCAGAAGCUGAAGAGUGCAUUGGGACAGAUCUUGGUCCUUUACGCUUCAAUACUGCCACUAAUAGAGUCUUAGAAGUCAUAGAGGAACUCAGUGAACCAGAAGUUAAUGGCACUUCAGUGUCAUCGCCAUCGCAUACUGACAGUGAUUCAUCAUCAAUGUCGUCACUGGGAGAGGAGUUUUAUGAUCACCUGGUUGUUCUCAAGGACAAAUUUCAAGCUCUUACUGAACAGCUUGUGGAGCAUGUGCAAGAGAGUCAUGACACUCAAGUAAGAGAUAGCUUUGAGAGGAGGACGUCGCAGUCAUCAAAGAGAGAGGAUGAAACCGAGUCAAAGAAAACGUCUCGUAAAUCAUCGAGGUACUCAGGGAAGGCUUCGGAUGCUCUUUUGUUACGUCGAGGACUCCAGGGUGCACCGAGGAGGACAGACAAUGCCAAUAGGUCACUCGGAAGAAGUUUGUCUGCUGCUUCCUCUGUGACAUCACCAUCUCCUGAAGAACAUUGCUCAUCUGUGAUAAUAGUAGAGAAAUCUUCAAUAUGUUCUGAAGAAGAUGGUGAUGUUAGUUCGUCCCACAGAUCAAUUGUAUCAGCCAUAGAGUCAGAAAGAGAUGACCAGAGUGGCAGAAGAAAGCAGUCGCAGUCAUAUGCUUCUGAUACAUCUCAAACAUCAAUAUCUUCAAGAAAAGAAUCUAAGUCUGAUAAGAAUACAGCAGAAGAAGAAGUUCAGUGUGUAUCCUUGGUAGAAGAAGUGAAGAGAUUAUCAGCAUCUCAAGAAUCUCGGCGGGGCCAAGUGCGGAGAGUAAGUGUAGAGUUAAGAGCAGCUCAGCAGAGACUCAAACAACUAAAUGCUACCAUCAGAUUGAAGGAAGCUUUCAUCCGUGAACUAGUACGUAGUGGAGGCGAGGCUGAAGUAACAAAGCGAAAGUGUGAAGCUAAGAUGGGACGACUUGAAAAGGAGGUUAACCGUGCCCGCCAACUCUACCAGGAGGCACAGAAUCAACUCACAGAACUUCGUGAAGGAGAAUCCGUGGACAAGAAUCAGUUUCGCAGCCGAGUUGACUCACUCAAGAAACAGAUAUCGCAUUACCAGAAGAAGUUGGCAACGUUAGAAAAAGUAGCUGAUAUCUCUCAACAAGGAGACACUAAGGUUGCAGAACUUGAGGGUAGUGUGAGGGAGAUGAGGAGGCAGCAAGAGGAACUUCAAACCCGCCUGAGGGAAGAGACACAACGUAAGGAAGAACUUGAACAGCAGAUAAUAAUAGACCAACGACGCAUGAGGGAUCUAGAGAUACGUUUGAAGCAAGGAGAAGGUGAGUCAGAAAGUGACCGUGGUUGGUUGGCAGAGGAGGAAGACAGAAUCCUGCGUUUAAGGGAAGCAACACAACAAUUACAGAAUGAAGUGGAGCAAAGGGAAGAAGCACUCAAACAAAGGGAACGCAUGCAUAAAGAAAAGUUGCGUCUUCAGAUUUCAAGGCCUAGUGCUCAAUCUGGUGUUAGUGAUGAGGAAGCCACUAGUAGUGUGUUGGAGCGUCGAGAGUCUGACCUUCGUGAGGAGAUCUCACACCUGCGGGACGCUCGAGAUUCUCUCAUGAUGCGCAGACAGAAACUGGACCGCAGGAUCCACCGGAGUCAUGGAAGAGGAGUGGGGUCUGGGGAGGAGCGGCGACUGUUGGAACUGGAUGAGGCCAUAGAAGCUGUGGAUGCUGCCAUUGAGUACAAGAAUGAGGUGAUAUGCGGGCGGACGAGAGAGCUGAAAUGUCAUGCCAAACUUCUCAAUCAGGAUAACCUUAUGGAGAGACUAAUGAAUCUGUGUCCAGAGGAAACCCGGUCCCUUCUAGUCAAGUAUUUCAAUAAGGUGAUAGAUCUUCGAAUUGAGUUCAGGAAGCAGGAGAUUAUGUUUUCAGAUCUUGAGAACCAGUAUGAGGAACAGUCAAGGUAUAUAAGUGACUUGAAGGCAGCAUACCAACAAGCCAGUUUGGAGAUGGAGAGACGUAUUACAUCACAGCAGCGUGAUUACCAACAAAAAAUAUCUACAUUGUUACGACAAUUCAACGAUGACUCCUCAGGAUCAGGUGCUCAUGAAUUCCGUUUACGAGAAAUGGAAAAGCAAUUAUUUUAUUAUAAGAAGCUAAGCCGAGACUUAAAGGCCAAGCUACGACAGUAUAGUGAAGAUGCCCGAAAUGAUAGAUUCAGGGAUGAACAGGCAGGUCAAUCAUCACAGCCCUUUGCUACUGCUUCAGGUCACCCAGAAGCAGGUCCUUUUACUACCCGGCGUCACCCACUCAUACCCUCUCAUCCUCCUGCGCCAAUUUUACCAAGAAGGACCCGGAUGCAAGCUGCAGAACAGGCUGCUAAACAUCCAGUGCCACAAACUAAAGUUACUAGAGAGAAAAACAAGAUCAUUAUACAACAAAAAUCAGACAGACAAGGGAAAACAAAAAACAGUUUGGAAUCCAGAUAGAUGAAAAUUAUAACAGAUAAACAAGUGAUAAUAUAAUGGUAGAACCGGUAGUGUUUUAUUCUUUAUAUCUUAAAUAACUAUUAUUUUUAGUAACAAACAAAUAAGUCAGCCAAAGAUAGCAUAUCAAAAGAUAGAUACUAUUACUGUACAGUGAUAUCCAGUUAGCAGGAACAAUUGGUGCAGAGCACUUCCGGGGAUGGGAGACGUCCGGGUAUCCAGACGACUUUCACAAACCCUGAAACAUUCUUUAUCCCCAGAAUUUUUUCCGGUUACUGGGAAAAGUUCCGAGAGUCUAAACUACGCAGCUUGCACAGAUAUACACUAGCCCCUCAGAAUGUUUCUGGGUACCGGGGAAAGUUUUCGAAGAGUCUAAACUACCGGAGUUUGUAAGAGCAGUUCUAAUUAAGUUAAAAAUUCCAUUUCUAGUAAUAUCUCCAUUAGCCGG